AUGGCUUGCAUGAAGAUGAGAUGGGUAUAUAUUUCCCUGGUGGUCCUGGGAGCCUUUUGUCUGUAUUAUAACCUGGAGGAUCUGAAUCCUUUUAAAGGAGAACCAGUGAUUUUCAAGAAUGAACUUGGGGACUUCCUUCAGCUCCCAGAUAUAGAUUGCAGGCAGGAUCCCCCCUUCCUUGUACUGCUGGUGGCUUCAUCUCAUGAGCAGUGGUUUGUCCGCUUGGUCAUCCGGAGCACGUGGGGAAGAGAAAAGAUCAUAAAGGGAAAGCGGAUAAAAACAUUCUUUCUCCUGGGAACCUCUCCCAGUAAACACAUCUCAAGAGAAGUGGCCAAGGAGAGCCAGAAGUUUCGUGAUAUCAUCCAGAAGGACUUCACAGAUGUUUAUUUCAAUCUGACCCUGAAGACCAUGAUGGGGAUGCAGUGGAUCUACAGCUAUUGUCCACAGACGACUUUCGUGAUGAAAACCGACUCUGACAUGUUCGUCAAUAUCUACUAUCUGACCGAACUGCUCCUGAAGAAAAACAGAACAACUCGGUUUUUCACCGGCUUCCUAAAACUGAACGAGUAUCCCAUCAGGAAACGGUUCAAUAAGUGGUUUGUCAGUAAGUACGAAUAUCCGUGGGACAAGUACCCGCCCUUCUGCUCUGGCACUGGCUACGUUUUCUCCAGCGAUGUGGCGGGUGAGGUGUACCAUGUUGCCAAUAGCGUGCCCUUCAUUAAACUGGAAGAUGUCUUUGUGGGGCUCUGCCUGAAAAGACUGGAGAUCAGGCUGGAGGAACUUCACUCCGAGCAGACUUUCUUCCCUGAUGGGUUACCGUUCACCACCUGCCGUUAUAAGAAGAUUGUGGCUUCCCAUCAUAUCAAGCCGCAAGACAUCCUGAGGUACUGGCAGGCUCUGGAAGACUCCCUGCAAGAAGAGUGUCCAGAUAACUGA
Molecule: messenger RNA, 936 nt
Organism: Budorcas taxicolor (takin)
Lineage: Eukaryota; Metazoa; Chordata; Mammalia; Artiodactyla; Bovidae
Gene: B3GALT5
Product: beta-1,3-galactosyltransferase 5
Exons: 1
Coding region: 1-936 (311 amino acids)
Cellular component (GO): membrane
Molecular function (GO): N-acetyl-beta-D-glucosaminide beta-(1,3)-galactosyltransferase activity
Source: RefSeq, a predicted model, not a curated record